Acanthopagrus latus (yellowfin seabream) is the source of this 6863-nucleotide messenger RNA. RefSeq names its product SLIT and NTRK-like protein 5 (gene slitrk5). Bases 1058 to 3682 code for a protein of 874 amino acids. Lineage: Eukaryota; Metazoa; Chordata; Actinopteri; Spariformes; Sparidae. The transcript is spliced from 2 exons. Gene Ontology annotation, biological process: positive regulation of synapse assembly; regulation of presynapse assembly; axonogenesis. The record is from RefSeq and is a predicted model, not a curated record. Gene Ontology annotation, cellular component: membrane. Gene Ontology annotation, molecular function: protein binding.
UUGCUUUUCAUUUCCGCGCUGUGACAGUCCUGAGAUUGGGGGAUUUAUGCAUUUUUACGCGUGAUUCCCGCCCCGCCACGGCGACGGUAAUUGUUUCAUAAUAUGUCCGUCGCUGUAGGGGAUGCGCUGCUUUGCACCAAGCCGAGAUCAAGUUCCACUAGUUGAAACGUCGGCGGGGAAGAUAAAGCCCGUGCGUGCACAGAGGAUAUCGUGCGGCCGGAGAGAAGCGGCUUUUCCGGAUUCUCCUGGAGGACGCUGAUCUCCGCUCGAUUUCUUUCUACCUAUCUUUUCUUUUUCCUUUUUUUUUUUUUCUGGACGAUCUGGCGACUGAAAUAAAGAGACCUUGGGCAGAUCUAUACAUAAACUGGCACACGCCGCACCACUGGCGGCAGACGAGGAGGGGAACCCGUGCCUCCUCUCCUCUUCUCCCUCCUGCUCCCGCCAGUGCGCACGGGAUGAGAGUCACAGUUGAGAUGAACGCGGCGGGUCUCGUCUGAUGUGGGAUUACCGACUCUUCCCUCGCCCCCCGUCCUCCACCAUGUUCGAACUUUGGUUCUGGCUCUUUUUCCGAGACGAUGCCGCCGAUCGCAGCCGCCGCUGGAGGAACGCAGGACCCGCCGCGCUGGCUGUCACGUUACCGGCCUGAAUGAAGACUGCGUGCGCGCCUUCUCCGCUGCCCGCUUUAUGGAGCUAAACGCCGCGACCUGACUUUUAAGGAUUCUUUUUUUUUUCUCUUUUUUUUCCUUCUUAUUAUUUAUCCUUUUCCUCCCUCUCCACCUUUUUUGACAACCUCUCUCUCUUUCUGUAUCUCUCUCUCGCUCUCUCUCUCUUUUUUUUUUGGUACUGAAACGGGAAGGGCGGACGGUGAAAUCACGAAAUCCCGUGUUUUUUCCACCGAGGUUGGAGGAGGAAAAAAAAAAGAAAGAGGGGGGGCACAGCCGUGAUUUUUUUUCUUUUCUUUUUUUUCGGGAUGCUUUGGCGUUCACCGGGAUCAGAACGAUGACACCUCAUACUGGCACCGCACUUGAGUGAGCUGGGGCACCCUCUCCCAGGAAAAAUGCAUAUCUGGAUCCUAAAAAUAAUCCUUCUGAUUGCAUCAUCUCUGAGGCUGGUCGAGAUGUAUGACAAUUAUGGGGAGAUCUGUCGAAACCUGUGCACGUGCGAGGAGAAGGAAGGGAUCCUGACGGUGAGCUGCGAGAACCGGGGGAUCAUCAGACUGACGGAGGUCAGCCCGGUCCAUUUCUCCAUGUACCACCUCCUGCUGACGGGGAACCUCCUGAAGAAGCUGUCAGUCAAUGAUUUCAUCAACUACACCGGGGUGACCAUCCUGCACUUGGGGAACAAUGAUAUCUCCGAGAUAGAGUCGGGUGCCUUCAAUGGACUCCAGGGAUUAAAAAGGUUGCACCUGAAUAACAACAAGAUCGAAGUUCUGAGGGAUGACACCUUCGCAGGACUGGAGAGUUUGGAAUACCUACAGAUUGAUUAUAAUUACAUCACCAAUAUAGAGCCCAACGCCUUGAGCAAGCUACACCAACUGACGGUGAUGAUUUUGAACGACAACCUGCUCUCCGCCAUGCCCCCGAAUAUCUUCCGGAAUGUUCCCCUCACGCACUUGGACCUGAGGGGGAACCGGUUAAAAAUGUUCCCCUACAUCGGCCUCCUGGAGCACAUGGACAAAGUUGUGGAAUUACAACUCGAGGAGAAUCCGUGGAAUUGCUCCUGCGAGCUCAUCGCUCUGAAGGCCUGGCUGGAGAGUAUAGCCUACACGGCUCUGGUGGGAGAGGUGGUGUGCGAGACGCCGUUCAGGCUCCACGGGAGGGACCUGGAUGAGGUGUCCAAGCAGGAACUCUGCCCGAGAAGACCCCUGGAAGACACAGUCAGGCCCGCCGCCCCCAGCAGCACUAAUGGAUAUUACCAGACCACACCUGCUGCUGUGACAGCCUCCGCCACCUCCUCAGCUGUUUUUAGGUCCUCCUCCAGGCCUACUAAGGGCACACGGCAAUUUAACAGAACUAGGUUAAAGCCCACUUCCCGGUUUCCAGGCGCUAACCCUUACAACUAUGGCCCCAUCAUUGCUUUUCAGACCAAAUCUCCUGUGCCUUUGGACUGUCCCACUGACUGCACGUGCAAUCUGCAGAUAUCUGAAAUCGGGUUAAAUGUCAACUGUCAAGAGAGAAAGAUUGAAAGCAUUUCUGAUCUGAAACCCAAGCCAUACAAUCCUAAAAAGAUGUAUCUCACUGGAAAUUACAUCCCUGUGGUGCGGAGAUCAGAUUUUGUCGAUGCCACUGGAUUGGAUUUGCUUCACUUGGGAAACAACAGAAUAAGUCUGAUCCACGACCGCGCUUUUGGGGAUUUAACCAACCUGCGUAGGCUGUAUUUGAAUGGUAAUCUCAUGGACAGGCUUACAGGAGAGAUGUUUUAUGGUUUGCAGAACUUGCAGUACCUCUAUUUAGAGUACAACAAAAUCAAGGAGGUUGAUGCGGGCACGUUCCGCUACCUCCCUAAUCUCCAGCUGCUUUUCCUCAACAAUAACCUCCUGAAAACCUUACCUGUGGGCAUCUUUUCCAGCCUCUCCCUGUCUAGGCUUAAUCUGCGCAACAACUACUUCCAAAACCUGCCUGUGAGUGGUGUUUUGGAUCAGCUGAAGCUGCUGGUGCAGAUAGAUCUGUUUGAAAACCCCUGGGACUGCUCCUGCGACAUAGUAGGGAUGAAGAUAUGGCUCGAGCAACUCAGCGCAGGCACUGUGGUUAACGAGGUAGUGUGCCAGACGCCCAGACGCCACACGGGGAUGGACGUGCGCUCGAUUGAGUCGGAGCUGCUCUGCCCUGACUAUUCUGACGCCUCCGUCUCUCCGACCACCCUCACGGAGGAGCCCAUGGACGACAGGGUCGUCACCACAGACGCCCCGCGGAAGUUCAACACCCCCAGCAGCACCGUGCCCCUCUCCGUCCUCAUCCUCAGCCUCCUGCUUGUUUUCAUCAUGUCUGUCUUUGUGGCCGCGGGGCUGUUUGUUGUGGUGAUGAAAAAGCGCAAAAAGUCCCAGAGUGACCGCACGAGCACCAACAACUCAGACGUCAGCUCUUUCAACCUGCAGUACAGCCUGUACAGCAACCGCUCUGGCCCCAAAGUUAAAGCCCCAGCCGGUCACGUCUACGAGUAUAUCCCCCACCCCAUGGGCCACAUGUGCAAAAACCCCAUUUACAGGUCACGAGAGGGAAACACAGUGGAGGAUUACCGUGACCUCCACGAGCUCAAGGUCACGUACAGGAGCGCCCCAGAUGACGAGAGGGAUAGCAGUACGAUGAGGAGCCCUGCAUACAGUGUCAGCACCAUCGAGCCGCGUGACAACCCCUCCCCUGUCCAGGACGCUGACCACUUCUUCAGAGGCAUCCUCGAGCCCGAUAAGCAGCCCCAUCAGUCCAUGGCAUCCAUCCCAGCAGGUGCUAAUUUAGAGUACAAGUACACAGGGCCCGUGUCGUACUCGUACGGCCCGAAUUUUGAUGUCAGACGUCAGUUCUUGCACCCGGAGAGGAUAAGAGAAACAGUGCUCUACGGCACAGCACCCAGUACUGUUUAUGUUGAGCCCAACAGGAAUGAGUAUUUGGAGCUUAAAGCUAAACUUCAGUCUGAGCCCGAUUACCUCGAAGUUCUUGAGAAACAGACCACCUUUAGCCAGUUCUGAGCAACAGAGUCAUUAAUGUAAUGAAGCGUUUUCUCUCCUGACCCUCCUUGCAACGGUGGCUCAGUUUAUAGGGUGCCUUGGCACGACACAAACAAAAGCAAAAGGAGUCUCAAAACGGGGUGUGCCGAACAAUCUUAUUCUUCUUUCUGAAACAUGACAUUUACAGGAAUGGAUACAGCUUUCUGAAAACUCGGAUGAACAAAAAUUGCUCUACUUAACUGAUGAUGCAAAAUCUAUUUUUCUAUGGUGAAGAUCGAAUAACACACAAAAAUGUAAGUGUACAGGUAAAUCUUACCCAACUUUCAUUUUCAGGAAUAUAACCAUACAUAAGGUAUAUUGUGAAUCAGAAAAGAAAUGUUUAUAUAAAAAAAAAACAAAAAAAUCACUCCUGGACAAAAACACUGUACAGCAGAUCAUCAAAACUGUGUAGGACUAUUUUCUGCUGUAGUCUGUAAGUAAGUAUUUAUUGAUAUAAUCUGCCAUGUCUUUUCAAAACUUUUGAUUCUACAUCAAUAUUACCUGUGUCAUCAUACUCCAUGAUCCUCUGGAAAGGCUUAUGUUUGUAGUUUCAUUUACUGUAGCUCUGCAUUGUAAAAGUGGCUUUUUUUGGAAGUGGCACACCCCCAAAUGUCCAACAAAGACUGCGUCAUUUGAAGAAGAUGAACAAAAAAAAAAAAAAAAAAAAAAAAAAAGUGUCUUUGUAUGCUUUCUGCACUUUUUGGAAUUGGAAGGCGAGUUAGCCUUUGAUGAGCUCUCAUAAAGGAGAUUAUUAUAUUAAAAAUGAAUAUGGGUAUUCAUUCUUAAUAUGUAGAAUUGAAAUGUUAUCAAAACAAAAAUUCAUAAAUGAUAUUUGAAGUAUUAAUUAUGUUGUGUAAUACUGAUAUUUUAAUCAAUGUAACACCUAUUUUUAUACAAGCAUUCGCAGAUUCUCUAUCCCUUAUCGAUUUUAUUUGUUCUGAUUGCUUUGCACUUAAUGCACUAUAUUGACCAAACUAUGUUAUUGUCAUCAAAUAAACAUGAUGUCAGGUUCAUAUAAUGUGCUUAUGAGGAAAUUAAGGCUGGUUGGUGGUAAUAUGAAGGAGGCCAUUUUAGAUUUGGUCCAAUUUCUGACUUUGAGAUUCAGACAAUGUGAAUCGAAACAGUGUGCACCACCGAAGGAGAGCUUGAAAAGAGGGUUCCAGGGCUAAAAGCUAUUUUAUUUUGUAAUCAAUCACAAUAUAUUGGAUGAUAAGAGCUGAGACCAUAAAGAUACAGUAUAUUUGCCUCACUCCAAGGGGCAGCGAGUAACUCAGUGAGGAUUAGAAUCAAUGGGUUUCAAUCAAUGAGCAUUAUCUGAGGCUGUCUCUUUCACAAUUACACCACGACAACAGCAACCACAUUGCCGUCUGGCAAGUGAUGACUUGGUCAUUUAAAUAAACCUCAUUGGAGUUGACUUGAAAUUAAAAUGCCAUUUGAGUGGUCUGACAUUGCCAAUGGGUGUAAACUUUGACACUGAUUGGGACGCACAGCUGCUGGAUUCGGGCUUUGAUGUCUCAACUAUUUCUUAAUCUAUCAUGUUUGAUCGGAUUGUUUCAUGAGCGAUCAUCUUUUUAGAUAUCUUUCCAAUGAUAUUAAGGAAACGUGUUGAAAAUGCUGCUUGGUUUUUUAAAUCUUUGAAGCGCUUGUUUGGAUUUUUUUGGUUAAAGUCCAACUGAAAUCACAUCUAGUCAUCCCCUUUUCUAGCAGAAAAAAAAAUAUGUCAAUGUGUUUUUAAAAUGUAUUGUUGAUAGUUUAUUGUUAUUAAAAAGGAAGGAAAAAAAAAAAAAGGUCUGGGGAAAUAUCGGAAAUGCUCCUUUUUAUGUCAGCCAGCUGAAAGGGCGUGUCUAUGUCUGUGUUUGAUUGGCAGGCUGAGUACCUGCAAAGACUAGCAAAACAAGUAAACACACUGUAGCCCUACAAGUCAUGUGUAGACAGCAAGUAAAGACCACCACCUAAGGACCAGAGGUGAAAUUUGCAGUAGGGAUGCAACAAACUAUUAUUGUCAUUAUCGGUUAAUCAGAAGAUUAUUUUAUCAUAGGUAACAAAGAAUAGCAACAAAUUGCACAUUUGAGAAGCUGGAACUUAAAAGGUUUGACAUCUCUGUGUAAAAAUAGUAAGGCCUUAAAAUAACCGUCAGUCAUAAAUGGUCAUGCAAAGUUAAUUACUUUUUAAUUAAUAAUUACGUAACUGUUAAUGAACAAUGACAUGUUUUAUAAACACAGUAAGUACUACCAUGGUACCAAAACAUGUGUAUAGAUAAACUCUUCAGCUCAGUUUCAUUUACAGUGAACAUUUGCUUAAUAAAGCAUUUCGCUGUUUGGUAACAGUGAAAUAACAAUUAACUAAUGCUUGAUCAACUAUACAUUUACCAUUUUAUGAUAAUGAAUGAUAAAGAACUGAGAUGAUUCAGCGGUUAUCAAAGUAGAUGACAAUGAAUGUUCUUUGGAUCAACUCGUCAAUUAAUUACCAAUGGACGCAUUUAAAAUGUCCGGUGUUCUGCAGCGAAUCAGCUGUGUAGCCCACAAGCUGACAGUGGAAAUGCACCUUUUUUUCCCACGGUGAAUGUUUGUUUAGCUGCUCGUUCAUCAAGGUGCAGAACAAGACAUUCAGUCCAUCGCUCUCGUGUUGUGUAGCAGGCCAGAGUCUGCCUCGGUGUGACAUCUGCCUAUGACCAAACACUGACGAUGUCACUGAUCGGCUGUGUUGAAAUAAGAAAAGGUGUUUUGUCAGAUUAAGCCAAAAGUAAGUCAAACUAUGAAUUCCUCAAAGGAGAGCAUGUGGUGCACAGAGCGGAUAUGUGUGCUGUAGCAGACAAGUAACAUAUGCAAGUUAAUUUCAGUUGGACUUUAAGUUACUCUUCACUUGACCCACUUAAAUCCGGAAUGCAAAGUAGGCCUAUAAAAAUGCAAAGGAUGCACAGUGCCACCAUUUUCAGAGCGCUGCGAGCGUCACCAUUUAAGAAUGCAAUGUUCCCUAACUCAGACAGGCAGAAAUCUCUCUGGAGAGGGAGGCAGGAGGAAAGAAAAAAAAAAAAAGCCUGUCCAUGUCAGCCACCUUAAUCUGUCACUUAAUUUUCUCAUUUGGGUUUUUGUGAAUUUAUAAUUAGCAGAACAAAUUGCACUUCUGUCAGCGAAGAUCUGCUGAAAUAAAUGUAUUUUCCAGC